CUAAGUCGAAGGCCCGGACGUCCUCUCCCUCCACAUCCUGGCCUAGGCCUGCCUCUCCUUGCCUUAGCCCUGGGCCUGGCCACACUCUGCCUCCAAAACCUCCAUCCCCCCGAGGCACCACUGCAUCACCCAAGCGGCGAGUUCGGAGGAAGGAGGAGGCAAAGGAGAGCCCCAGCCCAGCAGGGGCUCAGGACAAGAACCAGGACAAGGGCAGGGCCAGCGAUGAGAAGGAUCCCGCAGGCCCAGCCUCACCAGCACCCUCACCCGUGCCCUCACCCACCCCAGCCCAGCCCCAGAAGGAGCAGCCCACGGCGGAGAUCCCUGCAGCCCCUGCUCCACCGGUGACCCCUAGCAAACCCAUGGCGGGCACCACAGACAGAGAAGAGGCCACUCGUCUCCUUGCUGAAAAGCGGCGUCAGGCUCGGGAACAGCGGGAGCGGGAGGAACAGGAGAGGAGACUACAGGCUGAAAGGGACAAGCGAAUGCGGGAAGAGCAGCUGGCACGAGAGGCUGAGGCUCGGGCUGAGCGAGAAGCCGAGGCCCGGAGGCGGGAGGAGCAGGAGGCCCGAGAGAAGGCACAGGCUGAGCAGGAAGAGCAGGAACGGCUGCAGAAGCAGAAAGAGGAAGCUGAAGCCCGGUCUCGGGAAGAAGCCGAGAGACAGCGUCUUGAGCGGGAAAAGCACUUCCAGCGGGAGGAGCAGGAGCGGCAGGAACGCAAAAAGCGCCUCGAGGAGAUAAUGAAGAGGACUCGGAAGUCGGAAGCUGCUGAAACCAAGAAGCAGGACAGAAAGGAGGCAGCAGCUAACAAUUCCAGCCCAGACCCAGAGAAAGUUGUGGAGGCUAGGUCCUCAGGCCUGCACAAGGACACUAUGCAGAAAGAGGAGCUGGCCCCCCAGGAGCCACAGUGGAGCCUGCCAAGCAAGGAGCUGCCAGGAUCCCUGGUAAAUGGUCUGCAGCCUCUCCCAGCACACCAGGAAAACGGCUUCUCCCCUAAGGGACCUUCUGGGGACAAGAGUCUGGGCCGAACACCAGAGGCACUCCUGCCCUUUGCAGAGGCAGAAGCCUUUCUCAAGAAAGCUGUGGUGCAGCCUCCUCAGGUCACAGAAGUCCUUUAAGCAGUUGCCUUGGAUCCAGGUGCGGCUAUGAAGGCUCCUCUGCAUCGUCUACCCAGAUGUCUGCAGAAGAAAGAGACAGAGCAAAGAUGGAAGUGGCCUAGGCCCCUGGGGGUGGGUCCUCUCUGUUGUUUUUAAUCUGCACCUUAUAGACUGAUGUGUCUUUGGCUGGAGCCAGACCCUGCCCCUCAGUGCAUUCGUGUGCUCACACGCGCGGUCACCUCUCCCCCUACACACACAUACACUCACAGCCUUUCUGGCCUCCCCCUGGGGAAGGGCCACCUGUAGUAUUGCCUUGGUUUGGUGGGGUACAGUGGAUGUGAAUACUGUAAAUAGCUUGUGCUCAGACGCCUCAGCGUGGAGGGGGUGGGAGGCAGACCUUCCUCCCAAGGCUUCCUGGGGAGAUCUUCCUCCCUCUAUUUAACUGUAACUGAGGGGGAACUCAGGUCUGGGAAUGGGGGGCACCUUGGGCCACAGGAUACUGGUUGCUUCAGGGGUAACCAUGCCCCCUGCCCUCACCUGGAAUCAGUGUUAUUGCAUCUGAUCAAACUUCUCCAGAAAUAAAGUGAGAAUAAUUCUGCCAA
Messenger RNA from Dipodomys ordii (Ord's kangaroo rat), 1696 nucleotides. Its product is annotated as MAP7 domain-containing protein 1-like. The transcript has 9 exons. Gene Ontology annotation, cellular component: microtubule cytoskeleton. Gene Ontology annotation, biological process: microtubule cytoskeleton organization. NCBI's taxonomy places the organism in Eukaryota, Metazoa, Chordata, Mammalia, Rodentia, Heteromyidae. Bases 360 to 1115 code for a protein of 251 amino acids. The record is from RefSeq and is a predicted model, not a curated record.